GCCGGAUAUGACGACACAUCUUUGCUGUUCGUAAACAAACAUGGCGGACGCUGAAUUUGUGCCUCCCGUUUAUUUUGCGAUCUGUAAUAUCCCGCCGGUAUUUCGCUCCGCAGAUCUGAGAAAUUAUUUUAGCCAGUUUAUAGAAAGUGGUGGUUUUAAAUGUUGUCACUUUCGCCACCGUCCAGAAGUUCUUAAAGAUACGGAAAAGCUUCCAAAUGAGGACAGCGAGGCAACAAGCUCUGAGAACCCCGCACCGAGUGAGCGAACCCCGAAGGAUGGCGAGCUGCGGAGAACGGUGAAAUCUUGCUGUUGUGUCGUUUCUGUCCACGCUUCCCACGCUGACACAUUUAUGAAGAUGUAUUCUGGAAAUCACUGGAUCGACUCAAAGGGAAAUUGGUUAACCAAACGCUGUAUUAUUAAAAGAAUCAGAGUUUCACAAGACAAAGGUGAAGAGUCAUUUCCAUACAAGACAAAAUCUGAACAGCGUCGCCAUUUAUCGCUGUCAGAGCAUUUCACAGAGAAUGACCUCAAAACCUUAUCAGAAUUAAAUCCACCAGCUUUGAUGCCAAAUGGAAAUGUAGGCACUCCUGUAACAGUUUUCCUCCAGCUCAUCCAAUCAUGUCGCCUUCCUCCACGCCUUAUAAGGAAGCUGGGCCUAGUUUUUCCCAAGACCAGCUCCAACCGUCGUUAUGGGAAUGUGCCAUUUCAGUAUCAUAACACUUGCACUCUCCCAGCCACAGAAGAAACUGUUUUAACUGCAACAGGGCAUGAAAUAUCAGGACCGGGCACUUUAGCUCCUUCACUUUCAGAAAGAAAGAAGCCAAAUGAUAGCACUCAAACAGAAAACACAGAAGAGCCAGAAACAAAAGAAGAAGACUCACAGUCUGAUGCUGAUGAUGAUGACGACUUUUGUGAGGAAUGGGAGCGCCAUGAGGCCUUACAUGAAGAUGUAACCAGCCAGGAACGGACCAAAGAGAGGGUCUUUGAAGAAGAGAUCGAGUUAAAAUGGGAAAAAGGGGGCCCUGGACUGGUGUUUUACACAGAUGCCCAGUACUGGCAAGAGGAGGAGGGAGAUUUUGAUGAACAAACGGCAGAUGACUGGGAUGUUGAUAUGAGUGUUUAUUAUGAUAAAGAUGGUGGUGACAUGGACGCUCGUGACUUUAUACGUAUGCGAUAUGAAAACAGACUACGAGAUGGUCUUGCAGAUGGAUCUGGUCAAGGCCAAUCUAUUGGAAAAUUUGAAAAGUUCACUAAGGGCUUUGGACGACGUGUGAUGGAGAAGCAGGGUUGGAAGGACGGUGAAGGUUUAGGGAGCAGUCAAACUGGAAUGCCUGAAGCCUUAGAAAAUGAGGGCCAACAUCCAAACUGCAAAAGAGGAUUUGGGUACCAUGGAGAGAAACUGCUAUUGCAUUCAACAAAAAAGUCAAAACCAGAUUUUCAUAUAACCACAGUAUAUGACAAGCCAAAAGACAUGGAUGGAGGCGAUACAUUGUUGAGGCGCCAACCUUCCACCAGCAUGAAAUACCGAGGCUGGCAGCCUGGGGGCAGCAUAGGACCUAAAAGAUGACAUGAAAAUCUGAAAUGUUAAGAAUUUUUUUACAUUUUAAAACGAAAACAUUUUCUUAAAUUAACUGUAAAAAUGAAAAAGGUUUACUAUAAAAGUACGCAAUUUUAAACACGC
Molecule: messenger RNA, 1681 nt
Organism: Periophthalmus magnuspinnatus
Lineage: Eukaryota; Metazoa; Chordata; Actinopteri; Gobiiformes; Gobiidae
Gene: gpatch3
Product: G patch domain containing 3
Exons: 7
Coding region: 41-1567 (508 amino acids)
Biological process (GO): positive regulation of DNA-templated transcription; negative regulation of type I interferon production; negative regulation of RIG-I signaling pathway
Molecular function (GO): nucleic acid binding
Source: RefSeq, a predicted model, not a curated record